Molecule: messenger RNA, 1074 nt
Organism: Cynara cardunculus var. scolymus (artichoke)
Lineage: Eukaryota; Viridiplantae; Streptophyta; Magnoliopsida; Asterales; Asteraceae
Product: NAC domain-containing protein 37-like
Exons: 4
Coding region: 1-1074 (357 amino acids)
Biological process (GO): regulation of DNA-templated transcription
Molecular function (GO): DNA binding
Source: RefSeq, a predicted model, not a curated record
AUGGACACAAUAGAUCAAUCAUCAUGUGUCCCUCCUGGAUUCCGUUUUCAUCCAACUGAUGAAGAACUUGUUGCUUAUUAUCUCAGGAAGAAAGUUGCAUCUCAGAAGAUCGAUCUUGACGUCAUUAGAGAUAUCGAUCUUUACAGAAUUGAACCAUGGGAUCUAAUAGAAAGAUGUCGGAUCGGAUAUGAGGAGCAAAAUGAGUGGUAUUUCUUCAGUCACAAGGAUAAGAAGUAUCCCACAGGGACAAGAACGAAUAGGGCAACCAUGGCAGGGUUUUGGAAGGCCACCGGAAGAGAUAAGGCGGUAUACGAAAAACAAAGGCUCGUAGGAAUGAGGAAAACCCUAGUUUUCUACAAAGGAAGGGCACCAAAUGGGAAGAAAACAGAUUGGAUCAUGCACGAGUAUAGACUCGAAUCCGAAGAAAAUGGUCCUCCCCAGGAAGAAGGAUGGGUCGUUUGCCGUGCAUUCAAGAAACGCGCAACCGGACAUUCAAGAAACAGCGAAAGAUGUGAAUCGAACUAUUUCUACGAGGAAUCAAGGCGCAUAACAUCAGCAACCAUCGAUGAUUACAUCACAACUCCGCUUUCGAGUAGUUUUCUUUCGACGCAAAGCUUCAUGAUGUGCAAGCAAGAGCUGGAAGCAGCUGAGAAUUUGAACUUCGUGCAAUAUGAUCAUGAUCAAUCUAAACAACUGCCACAUCUGGAAAGCCCAUCUCUCCAGUCAAUAAAGAGGCCGAUUAUAAGCUCAAUAUCCGAACAAGAUCAAGAAUACAUUAACCAAAUCGGAGGGAGAAACGCGAGAUAUAACAACAACGAAAUGAACAAAGUGAGGGAUUGGAGGGAUCUUGAUAAGUUUGUAGCUUCUCAACUAAGCCAAGAUCCAGAGAUUAAAUGCAUGGGAGAAGGGGUCUCAAUGAGCUUCGCAGAGAACCAUGAUUCGGAUUUGAGUUAUAUGUUUUUGCAAUGUGGUAGCGAAGAAGACGAUGAUGGAGGGGGGAAGUUGACCGGAUUCUUGACUUCAACACGAUCGGAUCACUUUGAUAUUGAAAGUUACAUAUAUGAUAAUUUAUGA